Molecule: messenger RNA, 3973 nt
Organism: Puntigrus tetrazona (Sumatra barb)
Lineage: Eukaryota; Metazoa; Chordata; Actinopteri; Cypriniformes; Cyprinidae
Gene: tlcd3bb
Product: TLC domain containing 3Bb
Exons: 7
Coding region: 992-1879 (295 amino acids)
Biological process (GO): lipid homeostasis; ceramide biosynthetic process
Cellular component (GO): endoplasmic reticulum; membrane
Molecular function (GO): sphingosine N-acyltransferase activity
Source: RefSeq, a predicted model, not a curated record
UUUUCUUCAACACCUGCUCCUUACAGUAACUACAAAAAAUAAAAGCUUUAACUCUUUACAGUAAGGUGUCUUUAUUAACGUUACUGUAUUUCAACAAGAACAAUGCAUUUAUUACACUUUAUUAUCUUUAGCAAUUAAAAAACAGUUCUUUGCUUAUUCAUGUUCGGUGCAUAACUAAUUGUGAUUUUAGUAAUGCCUAAAAUUAACAGUAAGAUUAAUAAAUGCUGUAGUAUUGUUUAAUCUUAGUUGCUGUUAGGGUUAAUGAGCCUUAUUUUAACGUGUUACCACCUUAACAUGUAUUAGAGACAACAAACAGUACCUUACAGUAUUUAUUCAUCUUACUAAACGUCAAUCAUAAAAAUACAGUAGUUCAUCAAAGUUCGUUAACAAACACAACUCGUGCUGAGAUAAUAAUAAGGAAAUUAUAUACAGCACCUUCCUGUAAAGUGUCUCAGCUUGUAAUGAUUUUAAUUCUUAAAACAGUCAUUUCUGUCGCGUGCCUGAUGGUUUCCUCCAGAAAGCCCGUGAAGACCAGACUCGAACACGCCUUUCUUCAGAGAGGUCUCCGAUGGGUCACGUGUCUCCUUCAGACGGAGUUUAAUGAAAUACUAACAGCUCGUGUGUUACUCUUCCGGGCUCGAGGGACCGCUCCCGACGCUUUUAUUCAUUCCCAGAAGAUUUUCCCGCUCGCUCUAACAAACAAUUAUCCGCUCGCGCGCUGACGCGUCGUUCUCGAGGGACGCGCUCCGUUCCGCUCGUUGUUUUCGCGCGCUCCGCUGCGCCACGGCACCGGCUCGGGUCCGGAUCCGCGGGUUCGAGGCGCUUCUGCGAGCGGAGAGAGAGAUCCAACGCCAUGACCGUCGAGAAAACACGCGCCGGCGCCUCUCCGCGCGCUGCUGCUGCUGCGGGGACGCGAGCGUCGACGGGCCGCUGAGCGUCACGCUCUGGAUCCGCUCUUCUGGUCUGUCUGAGGUCUUCACCGAGAGGAAGCAUGCUGUCCAUCCUAGCGGCCGGCUCGGUGUUUUUCCCCGGACUCUUCCUCUUGUCCAAGCAGUGUCUGAAGAGCGUCCCGGGGCUGCACUGGAGCGAGGGCGACGCGGUCAUCGUCUCUGCCCGGCUGGUGUCGUCCAUCCAAGCGAUUAUGGCGUCUACGGCCGGUUACAUCAUUUCCUCUUCCUGUCAGGACAUCAUCGAGGACCAGCACUGGCUGACCAGCUCCUACAUCUUGUUCGCUGUGCCCUACUUCGUGUACGACAUCUACGCCAUGUUUCUGUGUCACUGGUACAAGCUGCAGGUCAAAGGUCACGAGGUGGAGAACGGCUCGCGGUGCCGGGCGCUGGCUGUGAGCGGAUACCUGAGGAGAGAGUUCCUGAUGAUCCUGCAUCACGUGGUGAUGGUCACCGUCUGCUUCCCGGUGUCUGUGUUCUGGAGGCAGGGGAAGGGAGACUACUUCCAGGGCGUCAUGUUCCUGGCCGAGCUCAGCACUCCGUCCGUCUGUCUGGGGAAGAUCCUCAUCCAGUACAAGCAGCAGCACACUCUUCUUCAUAAAGUGAACGGCGCUGUGAUGCUGCUCACUUUCUUCCUCUGUCGAGUUCUUCUCUUCCCUUACCUCUACUACGUGUAUGGAAGGCACGCCUCCAUCCCGUUCCUCCGGGUUCCUCUGGCCGUGCCGUGGCAGUGUAAUCUAGGGGCCGCUCUGCUCAUGGCCCCUCAGCUCUACUGGUUCUCUCUGAUCUGCAGAGGGGCCCUGCGCCUGUUCACCGGCGGCUCCUCGCGCUCCCGCAGACCCACGGCUCCGCUCAAGCCCGAUCCCGAAGGACAGGCCAACGGAUACAGCACACGGAUGGGGGGUCGGGACACGCCCACAAUCUCUCACUGAGGGAGGGGCCUAUGCUAAUGAGACUGAGCAAAGAAGAAAGGAGAUUGGACGAAUGCGGCGGAGUGAUUAAAAGCCCUGUAACGCUUUACAGCACAGCAUUACGUUCCGUUACAGGGCUCUUGUACUGUAUAUAAGACAUGCUUUAGUAGAUCAUGGGAAGCAAGUUUGUCAGAAGAAUCAACGCAAGUGUGUCACGUCACAACCGAGGCAAUAAGUGCAAAUUUUACGCGAGAACAUUUGUGAAGAAGACGAGCACUUUUAGUUUGAGGCACUUUGAAGGCGUCUCAGAAUGUUCUUGGCAUAUAUUACUGUAGUGUUGAAGAUGCAUCGUUCACAGAGAAGUCCUCCAUUGUUAUAUUUAGCUCUGGUCUAUAUUGAGCGGUCAGGAACGACUCGGUGGAGGUCAGCUCAAGGCCUGGCUUUAAAGGGACAGUUCACCCAAAAUGAAAAUAUAGCCUCCCUCGUGUCUUUAGAUGCUCUUUUAUUUUAUUUCCAUGGAAUAAAUAUUUUUAUGGAGCAAGGAUACAUUCAGUUGAUCAGAAGUGAUCAAAUAAAUGCUGUUACCUUUCUAUUUAUUUGUGAAUCCUGAAAAAUGAAAUUUAUGGUUUCCACAAAAAUAUUGGGCAGCAUAACCUAUAUUAAACAUUACUAAUAAUCAUAAAUGUUUGUUGAUCAGUAAAUCAGUGUAUUAUUCUGAUUUCUGAAGAUCACGUGACUCUGAAGACUGGAGGAAAGAUGCUGAAAAUCACAGAAAUAAAUUAAACUUUAACACACAUUCAGAGAAAACAGCUGCUUUAAAUCAUAAAAAAAAUAUUUAAGUUUUUAAUCAGUAUUUUUGUAUUCUGUAUUUCUGAUCAAGUGAAUGUAUCCUUGCUGAGAAGAGCCUUCAUUCAGAAACAUAAAAAUAUUAAUGAUUUCAAACUUUUAAAUUCAAGUAUAAAUUUAAAUUAAAUAAAUAAAUAUUUCAGUCUAAUAGAUAAGUGGCCGUUUAAUAUUUCUAUACAGCUUAGUCUACAGACUAAAAAAUGUAGGCAUCACAACAUUAUAAAGUCAGUGUUAAAAUGGAUAUUUUAAAUAAGCUUAUAUUACAGUUAGCACCCUUUAUGCUAUUUUAAAAUCAUUGAAAUGCUAUUAUCAUUUUUCAUAAUAUUUGUUUUUAUUUGAGGUAUUUUCCAUUUGUUUUUUAAUGCCACAUGUGAUCAAACCCUUUUAUUUCGGAAUCUUUUGAUAGUUUUAUUAAACUAUAAUAAGCACAUAAAUCACGAAUGUCUACUUUCCAGAAGACAGACACAGAUAAAACACUGGAACAACAACACAUUUUCAUUUUUGGUGAACUAUUCCUGAUUGAUGAGGGAUCAGACGAGAGACAAACCCAUCAAAUGUAAUUAAACCCCGUCCGUCCGUCUGUCCGUCUGAGGAGGAGCAGGGUUUGGGAAUGUAUUAUUAUUAUUAUUUUGUACGUGCUCAGAAAAGUAGCUACCGUGAAUGUUCUCCGAUUCGACCUGUGAUCCGCCCGAAGGUGGCUUUAAACGCAGUUUUACCACAAAAAACCGUUUGAGAUCCGUAGUUAGCUCUCAGUAUCCCUGAUAUAACCCAGUCCCCAAAGCCUGCGUAUGUUUAAAGGGACAUGAUCAAAUAUAUAUGAAGCUGCCUUAUCCCUGUGGAAACUCCUUCCUUCAUCUUUUCCUCGUCCGUUUGGGCUAAUGUGAUACUUUACAGAGUCAAUGUGAAAUUUAUUUGCACUUUAUUCAUUUGGUCGUGGCCGAGGUCUCACGGUUCCUAAGCAUUAUUUAUUGUGUUUGUGGGAAGAUAUUUUCUGUAUUCUGUCUGUCUCAGGUUUUUGUUAACGAGCCGCUCUCCGUUUAGUCAUAAAUCAAGCAUCGGUUUGUUUCACUUCAUGACAAGCGCACCUCGUAUCAAACAGGAAUGAAUAACGGUGCAAAGCUUACUUACUCCUCAAAUGACUGUGUGCUGAUCUGACAUUUAUUUAAGGAAAAAAACAGUCGGGUUUAUGACUUUGCAUGUGUAUAUUCCAUCCUUGUCCCUUGUGAACCUCUAUAAAGUGCUCCGAUCUCGAGCGUCUAUUUAAUCCUA